Colias croceus (clouded yellow) is the source of this 4058-nucleotide messenger RNA. It is a transcript of the gene glu, whose product is annotated as structural maintenance of chromosomes protein 4. Gene Ontology annotation, biological process: mitotic chromosome condensation. Gene Ontology annotation, cellular component: chromosome. Gene Ontology annotation, molecular function: protein binding; ATP hydrolysis activity; ATP binding. NCBI's taxonomy places the organism in Eukaryota, Metazoa, Arthropoda, Insecta, Lepidoptera, Pieridae. The coding region runs from base 145 to 4017 and encodes 1290 amino acids. The transcript is spliced from 24 exons. The record is from RefSeq and is a predicted model, not a curated record.
UUAAACCGCGCGUUGUAAACUGUGUUCGUUAUUUUCAUUUGGGUAAAUUUAAUAAAUCGCGUUUAAAUAUAAAGAGUUAGAUGUUCAAUUAAUUUAUACUUAAGUUUAAAUGCAUAAUAUCUCACGGUACCUUGUAAUACGUGUAUGAACUUCAAAAUGCAGAAAACAAAGAAGCGAUCUAACGAUGAACCGAUGGAUGUCGACGAAAAUCCAACUCGAGUGAACGGAGAAUGUAGUCGAAAUGUGGAAAACGGUGAAAUAGAUCACAUAUCUGAUGACGAGGAAGGUGGUAUGCGGAUUGGCGACAUAUACAUUCCACCCGCGCCAAAACCUGCGCUCUCUUUUGAUACAACAGGGCCGAGACUUAUAAUAACACAUAUCGUGAAUGAAAACUUUAAAAGCUACGCGGGAGUGCAAAAAUUAGGACCGUUUCAUAAGAGUUUCACUGCAAUAAUCGGUCCAAACGGAAGUGGCAAAAGCAACGUCAUAGAUUCCAUGUUGUUUGUGUUUGGAUAUCGAGCGAGUAAGAUCAGAUCUAAGAAGAUAUCAGUACUGAUACAUUCCUCAAGUAAAUUUCCUAAUGUGAACAGUGCGAGCGUAGCUGUACACUUCUGCCAGAUUGUUGAUGGGGAAGGUGAAAGUUACACAGUGGUGCCGAACAGCGAAAUUGUGGUAUCCAGAACUGCGUUUAAAGAUAACUCCUCUUUCUAUAAUUUAAAUGGCCGACGAGUUCAAUUCAAGGAAGUUGCGAAGAUGCUCCGGUCACAUGGCAUUGAUUUGGAUCAUAAUCGGUUUCUUAUAUUGCAAGGUGAAGUGGAACAGAUAGCCAUGAUGAAGCCAAAAGCACAAACGGAGCACGAAUCUGGAAUGUUGGAAUAUUUGGAAGAUAUCAUCGGAACUUCUAGAUAUAAGGAACCAAUCGAAAAGCUAGCGGUCAAAGUAGAGGAAUACAGCGAAAUGAGAAAGGAGAAAUUGAACAGAGUGCGUCUAGUUGAACAAGAGAAGCAGAGAUUGGAACAGCCGAUGCGAGAAGCGGUGGAUCUUAUGGAAUUGACUAAUACAGCUUUGCGGACCAGGAAUACGCUUUUACAGAAGUAUAUUCACGAAACAAACAAAAUAAUAGAGAACAAGAAUAAAGAAUUGGAAGAAUUGAAGGAGAAUUUGGGGAAAAUAGACGAAAAGUUGGCGGAAAUUAAACAGCAGCUGCGAGAAAAGACUACAGAACUGAAGAAUGGAACGCAGCAAUUCGACGACAUGCAAAAGCAAAAAGACGAAAUCGGCGAAAAGUUACAAACGUCCAAACGAAAACUCGUCUCCGUACAAGCUGAUAACACUCAAGCUAACAAGAAGAAGGGUAAUCUAGAGGAGUUGUUGAAGAAUGAGAGGGGAAAACUUAUUGAAUUGGAAUUGAUACCAGAUAAGAAUAAACGAGAAAUAGCAGAUUGUGAGGUACUGCUGGCCAAACAUAUAGAAAAUAAACGGAAUUCGGAGGAAGAAUUACAAACGGUUAUGGCUGGUGUAAGAGAAAAAACUAAAGGCCUACAAGAACAGAAAGAUAGAUUGCAAGCGAAACUCAUUGAUUUGAAGAAAAUCGUCGACGAAGCUAAUAAAAACUUCAAACUUGCGGAAUCUGAGCUAAAAAUAUAUUUAAGUACGGAAAAUAAGGAGAAAGAGAAAUUAGAUAAUAUGAAAGAAGCUUAUGAAAAGGCAGUCAGUGAUUUGGACGAAAAGAAAUCUAUGAGAGCCAAUUUAUCAAGAACAGUUCCAUCGCAAGAGGCUGAAUUAACUCAAGUCAAGGGAAGAUUGCAAGCGUUGAAAACCGAAGAAACUAACAUUACAAGAGAAGGGAGACAAUUGAGAGCUCAAUUGGAAGAAUCGAAGCAAGCAAUGAACGCGAACAGAUCAAGGGGCAGAGUUUUAGAUGCGCUUAUGAAGGAAAAACGGUCGGGAAGAUUGCCCGGCAUUUUUGGGAGAUUGGGUGAUCUCGGCGGCAUAGACGCUAAAUACGAUGUCGCAAUAUCGACAUGUUGUGGGGCGUUAGACAACAUAGUAGUGGACAGUGUGGACACGGCGCAGGAGUGCGUCGAGUUCCUGCGCAGGAACGAUAUAGGGCGGGCCACCUUCAUUGCGCUGGACAAACAGCAGCACUUGGUGAAGAAUUACGAGAGACGGACUGUUUUCCCAGAAAACGUGCCGCGUCUAUUCGACCUGGUCCAAGUGAAAGAUCAACGCGUAUUAGCGGCGUUUUAUUACGCAUUACGCGAUACGCUCGUAGCGAAUGAGUUGGAACAAGCGUCGCGUAUCGCGUACGGGGCGACGCGAUACCGCGUGGUGACGCUCAGCGGUGACGUCAUCGAGAUUGCGGGAACAAUGUCGGGCGGUGGUAAAACGGUGUCUCGCGGACGAAUGUCAAGUUCCGUACAACAGGACACGAGCGAACAAGACCCGAGACUCAUACAGGCUAAGGAGGAGAAACUUAAUGCUAUUGAUGAUAGAUUAACCGAAAUACGUACAGAACAAGAAAGCUUAGAAGAACAACUUGUAACUUUACAAAGGAGUAGCCAAGAGGGGAAACGGACUUUGCACAAAUUGGAGAUUGAACUGAACAGUUUGAAGGAACAAGUGCCUAAUUUACAAAAACAAAUCGAACAUCAAGAGCGAAAAGUAGCUUCGUGUAGAGUUGACGAAUCCAAGAAAGCUACAUUGGAAGGGAAAAUACAAAAUGCUGAGGAAAAAUUAAAUAAGGCUAAUCAUGAUGCUGGGGAGAUAGAAAAAGAAGUGCACGGUGUUGACGCGCAAAUAGCAGCGGUAGCGGGAAACAAAGUGAAGGAAUUGCAGAAGAUAGUCGACGAAUUGACUAAGAAAAUAGAUAAAGUUAACGCGGAAAUUACUAAAUUGAGGGUUGGAAUUAACACUAGUAUACGUAAUACAAAGAAGUCAAAAGAUAAAAUAACACAAAUGGAAGCGGAUUUGAAGGAAACGGAGAAGAAUUUAGAAACUUACGGCAAUCAGAAACGACAGUUGACUCUGGAUAUUGGCAACUUGCAAAAGGAAUUUGAAGAUCUCGGUGAACAAAUAACUGAAGGUACGAGCGAAUUCGCGGGACUACGUAAAGAAAUCGCGAAACUACAAGAGAAUGAAAAUAAAAUAAAAUCGGAAAGGCUAGAAGCUAAUAAUUCUGUCAGUAAAAUGGAGAAAACGAUACAAGAUUGUAGUAGCAAGACUCCGCAAUGGGAGAGAGAGCUCCAAUCACUCCGCCUCGAAGAUCCCGGUAUAAACAUACCGGGAAUCGAACGUCCGACCCCCCUCGUUACACACACAACAGAGGAGCUCGAGGAAUGUUCAGUGGAAGAGCUUAGGAAUAGAUUAUCGGCGCAAAAAGCAAGGAUAGGAGAUGGGAAACCCAACUUACAGGCUAUACAGGAUUAUAAAGCCAAAGAAGAAUUAUACUUACGUCGGGCCGCGGAGUUGGAUGAAAUAACAACACAAAGGAAUGAAAUGCGCAAUCUGUACGAUCAGUUACGUAAGAAAAGAACUUCUGACUUUCUGAGCGGUUUCAAUACAAUAACAUCGAAACUAAAGGAGAUGUAUCAAAUGAUAACACUGGGAGGUGAUGCCGAGUUGGAAUUAGUGGAUUCUUUAGAUCCAUUCACUGAGGGAAUUAUUUUCAGUGUACGCCCACCAAAUAAAUCAUGGAAGAACAUAUCAAACCUGUCGGGAGGUGAGAAAACUCUAUCAUCUUUGGCUCUCGUGUUCGCGCUACACUACUACAAGCCAACACCGCUAUAUGUGAUGGAUGAAAUCGACGCAGCGCUGGAUUUCAAGAAUAUAUCCAUUGUCGCUAAUUAUAUUAAGGAACGUACGAAAAAUGCGCAGUUCAUCAUAAUAUCUCUUCGCUACAAUAUGUUCGAAGCGUGCAACCGACUCGUCGGGAUCUACAAAACUCAAGAUUGUACCAAAUCUGUUACUGUCGAAAAUAAAGUGCCCGAAACCAUUGAUAAUGUGGCUAAAUGUUGAUUUUUGUGUAGUUUUAAUUAAAUAAAUUUGAUUUUCGUAGA